AUGUCUCAGAUGACUCCCACACCAUCAGUCGUUGCAGUCCAGGAGCCAUCUUCGGCCGCAACUACUGCAUGGAAUGAAUGGUACACCACACUCCUGAUCGUUUACAUAUUCGGACUCGUAUGCUCAAUAGCCUCUCUCUCUGUCGCCGAAAAUUUCGAUACCCUAAACGAUAUAUUUCAAUGGCCGUUUGUCGGACUCCGCAACACCCGAUUCGCCCUAUCGCCCCAGGUGACUUACUCUCUACUGGCUCUGCUAUGGCUCCCUCGGCUUGUUGUCUUCAUGGUCUACUUUUUCGGAUACUGCCUAUAUCAUCUUGGCAGGUGGCUGGUUGGCAAGGAUGUUCCAGCUCUCGGAACGACAAUACCUCGUAUGGGACAACCGCUCAGCGGACAGGAGGACAGCACAAUGCAAUCGCGUCAAGGCGAUGCGGCGGAGCCCUUGUCGAGAAGACGUGAUCCGAGCUGA
Messenger RNA from Diaporthe amygdali, 465 nucleotides. RefSeq lists its product as uncharacterized. The record is from RefSeq and is a predicted model, not a curated record. The transcript has a single exon. NCBI's taxonomy places the organism in Eukaryota, Fungi, Ascomycota, Sordariomycetes, Diaporthales, Diaporthaceae. The coding region runs from base 1 to 465 and encodes 154 amino acids.